This is a messenger RNA of Glossina fuscipes, 3623 nucleotides long. RefSeq names its product ER degradation-enhancing alpha-mannosidase-like protein 3 (gene Edem2). Lineage: Eukaryota; Metazoa; Arthropoda; Insecta; Diptera; Glossinidae. Gene Ontology annotation, molecular function: mannosyl-oligosaccharide 1,2-alpha-mannosidase activity; calcium ion binding. The record is from RefSeq and is a predicted model, not a curated record. Gene Ontology annotation, cellular component: membrane; endoplasmic reticulum. Gene Ontology annotation, biological process: carbohydrate metabolic process; mannose trimming involved in glycoprotein ERAD pathway; endoplasmic reticulum mannose trimming.
AAAGAAAUUCUUAACGUGCGGAAACGAUAAAUUUAUAAAAUUAGCAAAAUUGUGAUGUGUUAAAUAUAUCGAAUAAUCAACUCACAUCUUUUAAUUAAAAUUUAAACAAUAAAUUUACCGAAAUCCAUUUUUCUCAACUUAACGAUACAAAUAAUAAGCUUACGAAUUAUUAAAACAAAAGUAAGCUAAUCACAAUUAUGUAGAGAGAAAAAAGAAGAAUGCUUAAUAACUGAUUAGCAGCAAAAUGAUCUAAUAUUUCUCUUCAUUUGCUUUAUUAUAAAAUCCUUGAAAAUUGUUUGAAAUCAUUGCCAAUAAUUUUCUACCUCAGCAAAACACAUCAGUGUUAAUGUAAAACAAAUGCAAUAUCUUUUAAGUCAUUUCAAAUUUGUAUUGAAGUUUUUAUGACUUAAUAGAAUGAUCGGAAAGAUUUUAUCAACAGUUUUAUAUACAGUAAAGCAAAGCUUAUCAGAAAGCGUGAAAAAUAAUAAAAAAAAGUGAAGAUAACAAGAGUUACACUGAAGUUAUAGUGAAACAACAAAAGUAACACAUAUGCAUGUUUAUAAGACACGUCAAAGUGAAGGUCAAUGCAAGCUAAAUUAUACGCUAAUGACAUAAACUGCAAAACGGAUUUUUCUUUUAUUUUUGAAGAAAAUGUGUUCCUCGCAAAUUGUCGGCAAUUUGGAGAUGUCAACGCAAUUGCAUGGAGCUCUAAACUCCCGCGCAAUAAGUACCACACCCACACCGACGACAGCGAAAACAAUAAGAAAAGCGUACACGUCAAUUUACCUUUUCUUACAUACACAUUAUUUAUUUUGUUUAUUGUUGAUACUACAUAUAAUUUCGUUUGCCGUUUGUGAAAUAAUACCCACAGAGAUUUUAUCCCGUAAAGAACGAGAAGAAUUGAGGGAAGAAGCUCGGGAUAUGUUUUACCAUGCUUAUUACGCGUAUAUGGAUAAUGGUUAUCCAGCUGAUGAACUGAUGCCUUUGAGUUGCAAGGGACGUUACCGAGGGAUCACGCCUUCACGCGGCGAUAUGGAUGAUGUUUUGGGCAAUUUUUCUAUGACAUUGGUUGAUACUUUGGACACUUUGGUUCUGCUGGGAGAUUUAUCAGAAUUUGAGAUUUCGGUUAAAUACGUAAUACGCGACGUACAAUUUGAUAAUGAUAUAAUUGUGUCAGUAUUUGAAACUAAUAUACGUAUGAUUGGUGGAUUGCUGUCCGCACAUCUGCUGUCUGAGUAUCUACAAAAAAACGUUGAUAUAAUGCCAUGGUAUCGGGGAGAACUAUUGGAAAUGGCACGUGAUUUAGGAUACCGCUUGCUUCCAGCUUUUAAUACAACCACUGGUAUUCCCCAUGCUCGCAUUAAUUUACGUUAUGGUAUGAAAGACGAUCAACUAAAAAGAUCCACAGAAACAUGCACAGCUUGCGCUGGAACAAUGCUAUUGGAAUUUGCAGCCUUGUCAAGAUUAACAGGCGAUCCUAUAUUUGAAGCCCGGGCUCACGCAGCUAUGGAUGCUUUAUGGAAAUUGCGACAUCGAGGGUCCGAUCUUAUGGGUACUGUUUUAAAUGUUCAUUCGGGUGACUGGGUGCGUCGAGAUUCGGGCGUUGGUGCUGGAAUUGAUUCCUAUUAUGAAUAUCUUUUUAAAUCCUAUAUUUUGUUGGGUGACGACAAGUACUUAGCUCGUUUUAAUCGUCAUUACAAUGCAGUGAUGAAAUAUGUCAGCGAUGGGCCGUUGUUUUUGGAUGUGUUGAUGCAUCGUCCUCAUGCCAAAUCGCGUAACUUUAUGGAUGCUUUACUAGCUUUUUGGCCUGGAUUGCAGGUACUGUCAGGUCAUUUGAAACCGGCCGUACAAACACACGAAAUGCUAUACCAGGUGAUGCAAAUGCACAAUUUUAUACCAGAGGCUUUCACUAUGGAUUUUCAAAUUCAUUGGGGUCAACAUCAUCUUAGACCAGAAUUCAUCGAGUCUACCUACUUCUUAUACCGGGCUACCGGUGAUCAUCAUUAUUUGCAAGUAGGCAAGAAAGUUCUCAAGGCUUUGCAAAAAUAUGCCAAAGUUCCUUGCGGAUAUGCAGCCGUUAACGAUGUUCGAACUGGCAAGCAUGAAGAUCGCAUGGAUUCGUUUGUUUUAUCGGAAACGUUUAAAUAUCUAUAUUUACUUUUCACUGAGCCACGCGAUCUUUUAAUCAAUUUGGACGAAUUUAUAUUUACAACUGAAGCUCAUCUAUUACCUCUAUCGUUGGCUCAAUUGGGCAAUACAAGCUACAAUUUCCGUCAAGCCGAAGAGCAUAAUAUUAUGGAUUUUAUGCGCACCUGUCCAAGUUCGAAUAAACUUUUUCCUGAGAAAGUCCGCCAACCUUUGCGUAACCUUGUUACCGGCUCCUGCCCGCGUUCACCGGCCACAAAAAAGUUACUUGCUGUGGACUUUCAAGCAAGCAAUGCUGAUCAUUUACGAACUGUUUACGACAUGGGCAUCACAAUGGUUUCUUUAGGUGAUGGCAAGGUGCGACUGUUUCAUAGUUUUUAUAAUGCCAAAAGUCCUGAAGAUGGAGAAAUGGGCUUAAUGUUUAUGGAGGAAAUGAUAGAAUUAACAAAAAUGCAAAGUCUCAAUCAGUUGGCGCAAUUACAAGCUGUGGCUUAUAAAAAAGAUGGCAUCAAAAGCAACGAUUGGAUUGCAUUGAUGGCAGGUCCUUCUCACUUUGGUCCUGAACUUAUAGAAGAUAAUUUUGUAGAAGGCGAGGUUAUAAUUGCGGAUCCUAUAAGAGCUUGUGGACCCGUUUUGAAGAAUGCUGAAAAGGCACGUGCAAAAAUUGUUAUAGCUGAGCGUGGCGAUUGCACUUUUGUGAGUAAGGCUCGUGUAGUCCAAUCAGCUGGAGCCUUAGCCCUAAUAGUCUGUGAUAAUACACCUGGUUCUUCGGGUGAAUUCCAACCCAUGUUUGCCAUGUCUGGUGAUGGCGUUAAUGAUGUUCAUAUUCCAGUUGUUUUCAUGUUCUCUCAAGAGUUUAAUAAGCUCUCUGCUGCAAUGCAUAACAAACCAGAAAUGCAGGUACGCAUUAUGCAGAUGAUUGAAUUUAAACGCUGGCAAAUGACCAAAGAAAGCAAAGCCAAAAACGAUACAAUAACUUUAAAAGCGACAGAAAGCACUGAAGAAACGACAACUUCAACUUCAACAACAAUGCAUACUACGAAGAAAACAAAGCCGGACAAAGAAUUGUAGUAGUAAUUACAUAUUUUUAUUUCGCAAAUGGAAAAUGAACUUUCGUUAUGAAUUUGAAAGGUUCGGCUAUUUCAAUUUUUUUAGUUUAUUUCGUAAAACGGCGAAUUCUUUACAUUUUUUAAUUAUAAUGGAGAAUUGUAAUGGAGAAUGAAAAAUGUUCAUAAUUGAUGCUGUUGCGUAAAUUUCCCCUUUUUUAAAUAAUUUUAUUAAAAACUUCGCAUUUGUUGAAUCACAAGAAAUGGUUUAAAAAUUGUUUUAAUAACACAAUACUAUACACAUACUUCAACGCAUACACAUUUCCACACGUAAUUACUUAAACACAAAAAUAUUGCUUUUUAUUUUGUUUUUUUUUUUUAUUAUUUAUUUCUGGUGAUUUUAGCUUUCGUAUCUAUUAUCUAUCACAGGAA